Molecule: messenger RNA, 951 nt
Organism: Caenorhabditis briggsae
Lineage: Eukaryota; Metazoa; Nematoda; Chromadorea; Rhabditida; Rhabditidae
Gene: Cbr-col-107
Product: Protein CBR-COL-107
Exons: 2
Coding region: 1-951 (316 amino acids)
Molecular function (GO): structural constituent of cuticle
Source: RefSeq, a predicted model, not a curated record
AUGAGUACCAAAGCCAUCGUUAUCGGAGCGUCUUUCUUCUCCGGAGUCACGAUUCUCGUGUCUCUGGUCGCCGCUGGAAUGCUCCUCCAGGAUAUCAACGACUUGUACUACGAUGUUAUGGAUGACAUGACCGAGUUCAGAUACACUGCCAACGAGGCCUGGAAGGACAUGAUCGUUCCAGCUGGAUCAACUGUCGAGGCUAACCUUAUCUUCGGACGUAACAAGAGAUCGGGAGGAACCUGCGGAUGCGGAGGUCAGCCAAACAACUGCCCAGCUGGACCAGCUGGACCACCAGGAGCCCCAGGAGCCCCAGGAGACGAUGGAGCUCCAGGACAAGCCGGAAAGAAUGGAGUCAACGGAGUCGGAAUCGUCAACUCUCAAGAUGUUGGAGGAUGCAUCAAGUGCCCAGCCGGAGAGCCAGGACCAGCCGGACCAGACGGACCAGCCGGAGCACCAGGAGCCGACGGAGAGGCUGGAGCCCCAGGAGCCCCAGGACAAGACGGACAACCAGGAGCCGCCGGAGAGCAAGGAGAUGCUGGAGCACCAGGAGCAGACGGAGAAGCCGGAGCCCCAGGAGCCGCUGGAAAGAACGGACAACCGGACAAGGAGCCCCAGGACCACAAGGACCAGAAGGACCAGCUGGACCAGCCGGAAACGACGGAGCCCCAGGACAAGACGGAGCCCCAGGAAACGCCGGACCAGAAGGACCAGCCGGAGCACCAGGAAAAGACGGAGAGGCUGGAGCUCCAGGACAAGACGGAGAGGCCGGAGGUGCUGGACUUCCAGGACAAGACGCCGCAUAUUGCCCAUGCCCACCACGUACCGCCGCUGUCGAGGCUCAACCAGCCGCUCAAGGAGGAUACAGACGCCGUUUCUCGCACGUCUAAACGACGAUUCUAUUUUAAUAAAAGAUCAUUGCAUUUCAAUUUUUUGUUCUUUUUCUCAUCUUAA